ACACAGCAUGCCCCUCACGUCCUUCUUCGUCUCGUCGCCCGACACGCACAGCGAGCGCAGGCUCGACUCGGACCUGACGGUCGCGCAGCUCAAGGACAAGCUCGUGCCGAUUACGGGCAUUGCACAGCAGUGGCAGGUGCUGAGCCUGCACGCGAGCGACGACGGGCCGGCGAUCGCGCAGCUUGUUGAUGAUGGGGCGACGCUGGCGAGUUAUGGCCUGAGGGAGUUUUACGUCGUCAAGGUCGCCAACACCGACCCCAAUGCCCGGCCCGGCGAGUACACCGACGUGUCGGCCGUGGACAAGUUUGAGCUCACGCCCGCCGAGUACGAGGCGCGGAAUGACACCGUGCUGUCCCACCUCAAGGCCAACAAGCUCGGCCGGUUCGCCGACGUGCCCGAGAACCUGACGCACGCGCCGCCCGCCGCCGUGCCCUCCACGCUCAAGGUCGGCGCGCGCGUCGAGAUCUCACCGGACGGCGGUUUGACCAAGCGCGGGACGGUGCGCUUUGUCGGGCUGGCGGAUAUCGGCAAGGGCGGCGUCUGGGUCGGCGUCGAGCUCGACGAGCCAACCGGCAAGGGCGACGGAGCGGUCGACGGCCACCGCUACUUCUCCGCUGCACCCAAGCACGCCGCGUUUGUGCGCCCAGACAAGGUCACCGUCGGCGACUUCCCCGAGGAGGACCUCCUGGCGUCCGACGACGAGAUUUAAGUAUACG
Vanrija pseudolonga is the source of this 716-nucleotide messenger RNA. RefSeq names its product Tubulin-folding cofactor B (gene TBCB). Gene Ontology annotation, molecular function: microtubule plus-end binding. Gene Ontology annotation, biological process: cytoplasmic microtubule organization. Gene Ontology annotation, cellular component: nucleus; microtubule plus-end; cytoplasm. The transcript has 4 exons. Bases 8 to 709 code for a protein of 233 amino acids. Lineage: Eukaryota; Fungi; Basidiomycota; Tremellomycetes; Trichosporonales; Trichosporonaceae. The record is from RefSeq and is a predicted model, not a curated record.